Hepatospora eriocheir is the source of this 603-nucleotide messenger RNA. NCBI's taxonomy places the organism in Eukaryota, Fungi, Microsporidia, Hepatosporidae. The record is from the annotation of a GenBank genome assembly.
AUGGAAAUUAAUGAAUUUAAAGAAUUAGAAUUAGAAAAAGCAGGAAGCACACAAAGUAUUAUUCGAUAUCCUCAUAUAACAAAAAAAACAUUUAAUUUUUUUGUUGAGUUAAAGGAAAGAUUUAAAAAAUUCAGAAAACUAAAAAAUAGCUUUUUUCCAGAUGAUAUUAAUCAACAAUAUAAAAUGAAAAUUUGUAAUAUUAUACAGAGAAGAUAUAUUUCAUUUUCAAUAACCACGUUUAAAUUUUACAAAAUUUUAAAAACAAAAGAUUUUAAUGAAUCUAAAUUAGUAGAAAUUGCUAAUUUAGAUUUAAACACAAUUCAAAAUAAUCCCAACAAAUUGAAUUUUUUUGAGUGUUUUUUAUUGAGAUUUGUUCAUGUUUUAUCAUAUCAAGAUCAUAAAGAUUAUACAAAGAAAAAUACAAAAUUGAUUAAUAGACUUAUAGAUUUGUUAAACGAGUAUAUUAAGUUUCAUUCGUAUUUUUUAAAAUUAAAAGAAAUGGUUAUUAUGAUAAACAAUGAUGACAUUGAUAAUUUACAAACUACAAAAGAAAAAUUUAUUGUUUUAAUUAACCAAAAUUUCUUUCAAGUUUUACUUCUUUAA